This is a messenger RNA of Aricia agestis (brown argus), 1812 nucleotides long. Its product is annotated as serine protease gd-like. Gene Ontology annotation, biological process: proteolysis. NCBI's taxonomy places the organism in Eukaryota, Metazoa, Arthropoda, Insecta, Lepidoptera, Lycaenidae. The transcript has 9 exons. The coding region runs from base 36 to 1781 and encodes 581 amino acids. Gene Ontology annotation, molecular function: serine-type endopeptidase activity. The record is from RefSeq and is a predicted model, not a curated record.
GCAGAAAAUGCGCACGCGUCGGUGACUCCCACAAAAUGCUCAGACUUGUCGUGGUGGCCAUAGGUUUGUCCGUAGUUUAUGCACAGUCCUCCCCAUGUCCCGAAAUAUUUAAGUAUGUGAGUGACCAGAAUGGAGUGUAUGGACGCUUGAAAAUACAGCCGUCGGAAAGUGUUCAGUCUAUAACUGUGAAAAUCAACUUGACUGUCGCAGCUAGGCUGCCUACGAACUAUGUGGGUUCCAUCGAGCCUCUGGGCGUGGAGAUGCAGCUGCUGGAGAGCUACAACCGCGGCAGCCCCAUCAGCUACCGCGUCAACUUCCCCGUCAUCAGCCCCCUGCCCAAAAUCACCUCGCUGACCGUCAACAACAAGGUCCUGUGCUAUGGCCCGGGAGAUGUAGCAGGAGCCAAUCAAUACGUGACGAUGAUAACGCUGGAACACAUACUGUACUACCGGGGAGGCUCGGCGCCGAGUGUGGUCCACGCGCAGAACGCACCUGCGAAGCCAGCUGCCCCACAACCAGUGCAGCCAGCUGCAACGCAACCUACACCCACCUUUAUUUUAGAGGGAUUCCCUGACGAUCAAGAAAUCAAUAUUAUAAUUGCGGAAGCGGAACCCAUUACGACAACAAAAAAGCCUCCUCCGCCGGAGAUAGAUUGGGAGGGCCCUUCGGGACCGUAUUGGGAGCGGCCCCCACCGGAUAGACAUGGACCACCCCACAGGCAUGGGAAGCCACCACCAGAGGGGGGCAGACAUCCCCCACCGCAUCACGAGUGGAACCGACCUCCUCCCAAUUGGGAUAGGCCUCCACCCCAAAAAUGGGAAGAAGACGAUAAUCCUCCACCAAGAGAAAAGCCGGCGCACAAACCAACAACGAUAAAACCUACGCCCAAAGAGCCAGAACCAACUGAAGAGUACCAAGAGGAACCAGAAACGCCUAAACCAAAGCCGACUCGUCCAUCCAUGUCAGAUAGGACGUCUGGUGACACCUGCGGUAAAAAUGGCUUGGAUUCCGUUCCCCUGGUCUACCGCGGGACGAGCUACGAGAGGGGCAAGUGGCCGUGGCUGGUGGCGCUAUUCAAAAGGAAAUAUACGGGGCUGAGUUACAUUUGCGCGGGAACUUUAGUCUCUGACCGCCAUGUUGUGACAGCGGCCCAUUGCAUGCAUCGGAAGAAUUCGUACACUGCAUCCAAAGACAUCGUGGUUAGAAUAGGUGUUUAUAACUUGGACGAUUGGGCUGAUGAGGCUGUAGUCAUAAGGAAUUUGGAAAAUGCCAACAUACACGAAUCGUACAACUCGACAACACUUGCAAAUGACAUUCUGGUGCUAACUCUAGACAGGCCAGUGGAAUUCAAUCUGUACAUAAAAGCGGCUUGUCUUUGGAGUGGAAUCACCGAUCUGAAUGCCAUUGUAGAGAGUUCUGGAGUGGUCGCCGGUUGGGGCGCUAGUGAAGCUGGACCAGCUGGUAGGGGAGAGCCGCGCAUGGUCCGUAUGCCCAUCGUUAGUACCACCACCUGUCGCGCCAGCAAGCUUGAGUUCCACAAGCUGACAUCCUCUAAAACACUUUGUGCUGGUGAUCGCAACGGAGCUGGGCCUUGUUUGGGAGACUCAGGCGGUGGCCUGUAUAUCCUAGACAGCAACACUGGUCGCUGGCGACUUCGUGGCAUAGUCUCCAUAUCAUUGUGGACUCAAAGCGGUGAAGAUACGUGCAAUCUCAACGACUACAUCGUGUUUACUGAUACUGCUCAAUAUUUACCGUGGAUAAGAGCUGCCAUAGCUACGUAAUAUUAGGUAGUUUAAUAAAUAUUUAAUUUAA